AGAGACCUGUUUCAUGGUUAAUACGUGUCUGCAUUUCUGUUUUCUGCAGAAAUCAAACAGCACAGCAGCUCCUUGCCCACCUUCCCCAAUUGUCCUGUGCCCCUUACAGCUCUGCAGUUCAUCCUACAUCAAGCCUAGUAGAAGUAAAACUCAGAAUGCAGUGAUAGGAGCUAAUUUUGAGAGAGAUGCUCCCUAAAAUUUGGUGAGAAAACAGAUGUGAGUAGGUUGUGUUAGGCUUCACCUUGUGCUUAGCAGUCUUUGAGAAUUUUCCCUUAAAGAAGUAAGCUUCAGUGUAAUUAGCUUCAAGCUAGCACUAGUUUCAGAACCUGGACUGGUCCUGUGCGCCCUGAGAUUUGGACUGCUGUGGAUUUUGUAUAUUAUGAAAAAAUAGACUUUUAGGCCCAUGGUUCCAGCACUUUUAAGGCCAGUGAAUCUCCUACCUACCCUUGAGUCACAUUCUCUAGUGUACCUAGGCUAGACUUGGAAUAUUCUGUUUAAUGUAGUUCCAUGGACUAGCUGUAAAGACCUUCUAGUCUUGCAGAUUGCUGUUUGGUAAACUGUGCUAAGUCAGGUACCAGUACCCAAGGUCACUUGUGUAAAUUUGCUUGUUUCUCUUUCCUCUUUGGUUUUUCACUGUUAUAUCUAUGCUUUGUGGGUCAAAUUUCUAGUGAAACUGAUUAAAGUUACAAAAUAUUUUUUGUGAUCUGCCAUAUUUCCAAAGGCGAACAGUAAAUCUAUUUUUGUUUCAAUCACUUAUCUUGAUAGCUGGAAGAGUGGGGUAGAAAUGCUACUGAAAUGGUAUAUUCUGCUGCUUAUGAUUUGGGAAAUAGCAAAUACACGUAUAUAGAUGGUGUCCCUAGACUUCCUCUGUCCUGAUGUUGUUUGCUGCUUUUUUUCCUCAGAGCUACAAUAUUGUUGACCUCCAGUUCAGACUUUCUUCUCUCCCAUUGCUCCAUCUUACUUAGUAGCUUUUUGCCAUUAGCUUUUUGCCCUGAUGGUCUGAACUUGCUGUGCAUGGAAUGUCCUAUUCUCCACUUGAUACGAUGAUGAACUGGUGCUAACUCCAGUUUUUCUUAAACUGUUACUGUGAGCACUUCCCUGUCCAUUCCCUAAUGUGUGUUGGGGUUUUUUUUUCCUCCUGCUACUGCAGGGAUUUGCUUAUUGCAGCAGCAGGGAAGUGUCUUUUUGCUGAAGCAUUUACUAUGUUCAGUGUGAGUUUUCCAAGGACACCUUUGUCUCUUGGUGUAGCUGAAGAAGCUGAUAAUGUAGGAAUGGAAAUGUUACUGGAGUGUUUUUUUAAUCUGUGGUUCACUGUUCAGCUGCUAUGUUUUCCAUGACUUUAUACAAACCUAGAAAAGGUGAAAUAUAUAUAUAUAUGUUUUUUUAGUGCUGAUUCCUUCCUCAAGCAGAGCUUGGCAGAUUUAUUACAGAUGAGAUGCGGACAAGCAGUGACUUGAAAGAUGAUUGAGACAGCCGGCCUCACUGCAGUCACUCCCGUGGUUUUAGAGUUGUGCCAGACAAGCCUAGAGACUGGCAUGGACAUGAUUUUGUAGAAAUUUAGUAGAAUUAAUUUUAACUUAGAUUAUCUACUCUAGAUUUGGAAUUGGGAUUCCAGUUAUCAAAGCUUAUCUAUGGCAACUUAAAACCCUAAAAAGAUUUAGUCAUCUACAUGUAAUUUACUACGUGAACUUUGACUUCCGUACUAAAUAAAAGAGAUGGUGCUUCAAGAUUGUUUUCCUGGCUCAUACAAAAGAAGUUCUUUACCAGUAGUGGAGUGCUUGCAGUUUCUUCUCCUCUUUGUGUUUUGCUGUCCACUAAAUGUACAUUGGUGGAAACUGCUGUCACUAAAAACACCUUACCUAUUGCACCCAAAGUAUAAUGCUUUUUGAGGUUGCUGCUCCCAUCAAUCUGCUCAGUAAAAGUAGCUCAUCUUGUAAUGGAGGAGAAAGUUCGAGUCGCAGCGCAGAGAAACGGGCAGCUAAUGAAGAAGCCGAAGACUUCACUACAAAGCCUGCUCCUGCCAAAAUGUCCAAGUUUGGAUUUUCCAUAGGCAGUCAGACAACAAAGAAGGCAUCUGCAAUAUCCAUCAAACUAGGAGCAAAUAAGCCUAAAGAGCCUGUUCCAACUCUGGCUCCAAAAACCCUUUCUGUAGCAGCAGCUUUCAAUGAAGAUGAAGAUAGUGAACCAGAAGAAAUGCCUCCAGAAGCCAAGAUGCGCAUGAAGAACAUUGGAAGGGAUACACCAACUUCAGCAGGACCAAAUUCCUUCAAUAAAGGAAAGCAUGGAUUUUCUGACAACCAGAAGCUAUGGGAACGAAAUAUAAAAUCUCAUCUUGGAAAUGUCCAUGACCAAGAAAAUAACUAAAUGAUGUGGAUUACAAGUUGGGUGUUUGGGGGGAGGGGAGGGUGUAACGUUAAAGGAACAGUUUCCUUUUUUAAGAAUGGUAUGAGACUAUCUUUGGAGCCACUUUUUUAAGAUUUUGAGUGGUACACUAAUGAAUUAGUUUGAAAUUAGAGGUAAUUUAUGUUUUCUAUACAGAUUUCAAGGCAUUUGCUAAUUUUGUAGUUCAUGUGAUUAGUUUCAAAAGGUUACAGAUAAUAAAGAAAUUGGAGUGGUACCUUUUUAAGAAUUUUUUUUUUUGGUCAGUGAUUAAAUAAGGUGGAUGAAAAAGGUUACUGUCUCUUUAAUCAGGUUAAAAUUGAAUGCCCGUGCAUUCUCACUUCUGGCUCCCUCUUCAUAACAGGAGAAACAGUUGACUUCUAGGAAUUCUGCUAAAGAGAGAGCAUUGUUUUGUGCUAGAAGUGUUACUGGACUAUUAAUUUGAAUAUAAUCUACACAGGAAAUAAUAAGAACCUGGAUUUUUUUUCUCCCUGCAGUCACCUUUUUGUUAAGUCUCCGCAAAGUAGGAAUUAUUUGCUCUGAGUGGCUCUGGUAACUUAGUUCUAAUUUUGUUUUAAACUUCAUGUAGGAUGUGUAACCUUCUGUGGCCUGUUUCAUCCUAAGGAAAUGGGCCUUGUCUGUAUAUUAGAUACAGUCUGUAAAGAAUAUUCACUACAAAGGUAAAUCAGUAUUUUCAGUGUGCUCCUCUUAAAUCAUUAGCCUUGAGUAGUGCUUGUUAGCAUUUCCUAGUGGUACACGAAAGCCACCACCAAAAAUACAAGCUAAUGUACAUUAAGCUUCACAUUUGGUUGAAAUAUUUUUCUUUACUAUGCCUAGAAGGAAUAAAAGCCACACCAAAAAUCAGUAACUCACUGCUUAAGUAUGAAAAAUCCAAGAUGCACUUUCCCUGUCUUGCCAUUUAAAACAAAAUGCCUUGAUGCUGUGACCUCAGUGGACACUAUCAGGUCAAAGAAUACUCUGUCUGCAGUUCUAAUGCUUCUAACAAGUGUCGACUUCAGAAAUAAAACUUGACCUUUUCCUGCCUGUCUGCCUUUUGCAGUGAUUUUCAGCCAUGACAUUAGUCUGGUCAGUUUAAUUUCCUGGCUUUCAUACUGCAGAACAGUGCUGUAGGAUUUUAGUAAUGACUGUCUAAAUUUUAGUCUAAUCUAGAUUGCAUAUUUUUAAAACAUUGUACUAUCAGAACUGGUUAAACAAAUUUAUCGACAGCAACACCACCACCUGCUUUCCCCCUACCCCAAACAAGCAUAAGGGUUUUUUUUAAACUCAAAUACCUGAUAGUGUCAAUCCCUAAAUUAAUUUCAGCCAGGAACUGGUUGUAGAAUUCAGUAUACAAAUUGCUUUUAUCUUGCCUCUAAAACCUUCGUACUGAAGUUGAACCUGCAAGUGCAGAAAGGAAAGUGCAUCUUGAAGUGUAUUUUUUUAUUAUUAUUAUUAUUAUUAUUAUUAUUUUAGGAAAGCUCUGACCACUUAGACUUUUGAGUUUGUAAGUUCUAAAAAAUAUUUUUUUGUAUUUUUGUAUUGUAUGUGUAAUCUUUUUUCUUUUGAAGUCUGAUGCAGUUGAAUACCUGUAACUGUUUUCUUUAAAAGCCUUGUUAUAAACGUAACAUAAAAAUGUAUACAUUAUUUUUUUUUCCAUAGCAGAAAUACUUGGUUUUUUAAAAACACACUUUCAAAACUGACUUUCAGGACUUCCAAAACAGAUUUGGGCAUUACUGGAACUAGGCAAGGCAAACUUUUCACUUAUUUUCAUCACAUGUGGUUAUGUUUGUUGAAAUAAAUCCCUUUAAGAUAGUGGUAA
Messenger RNA from Manacus vitellinus (golden-collared manakin), 4198 nucleotides. It is a transcript of the gene PCNP, whose product is annotated as PEST proteolytic signal containing nuclear protein. The transcript is spliced from 5 exons. The record is from RefSeq and is a predicted model, not a curated record. The coding region runs from base 1879 to 2364 and encodes 161 amino acids. Gene Ontology annotation, cellular component: nucleus. NCBI's taxonomy places the organism in Eukaryota, Metazoa, Chordata, Aves, Passeriformes, Pipridae. Gene Ontology annotation, biological process: protein ubiquitination; proteasome-mediated ubiquitin-dependent protein catabolic process.